This is a messenger RNA of Rhizoctonia solani, 2484 nucleotides long. Its product is annotated as Lipase (class 3). Gene Ontology annotation, biological process: lipid metabolic process. The record is from RefSeq and is a predicted model, not a curated record. The transcript is spliced from 9 exons. Lineage: Eukaryota; Fungi; Basidiomycota; Agaricomycetes; Cantharellales; Ceratobasidiaceae. Bases 1 to 2484 code for a protein of 827 amino acids.
AUGGCGACACCUCCAAGAUCUCCGCAAUCUCCAGUCAAUAGUCCGUCGAUGCAGACUACUCCUACGUCUCCUACGUUUCUACUACCUGAAUCGACAGAGGACGUCCAUGAGAAGCUGCGCUCUCUACAUUCUGGGUCAAAGGCUACGUCAAGUUUCUGGAUGAUCUGGGGACAGGUGUUUAAGCUCGGUCAUUGGGAAGCGGUGACAACGCCCAUGUACGAAGCAUGGUGGAACGGCGACAAGCGUGCGCUCGCUGCUUCCCGAGCUGCACUUUGCAAGUCGGUCGAGUCGCGCAAUUCGCGCUUCGGACCUGGGAACAAUAACCGCAACUUCGACUUGGACAUUGCUCGUAUUUUGCUACAAUUCGCAGGACUGGUAUACGAACAUGACUCGAGCGGAAUUCGCAAAGCGCUCGCGAUUGUCAAGAACGCGACACCGUUUGAUGUUUUCGGCACGCUCCGAGGUCGGGGACGCGUUGGACUCGACAAGUUUAUCGGAGCCGAUCCCGCAGCAUUGGCCCGCGCGGCGCUCACAGGUGAACGACUCGUCAGGCGGCCUACUUUUCUAGGAAAGGACGGACCGUUGGUCGAGUCCCCGCUCGCAGCUAAACCAGGCACGAGACUCGAACCGCAAGUGGAAUCAACGAAGCCUGCUCCACAUGGAAACACCAAUGCGCACGUCGAGCCCGGUCCUGGGGAUAGCACGAUCCGCGCGCACCUUCAGUCGUCUGGAAUCGAGCAUGAGCCGGUUUCAGAGCUUAAUGGUGUCGGGUCUGCGUUUGCUGCGUUGUUUUGGCACCCAAAGGAGCCGUGGAUAGUUGUUGCGUUUAAGGGAACUAGUCCGACCGAGUUUGACGAGUGGGUGACCGAUUUGACUUUUACUAGGAGAAUAUUGGACAUUGGAUUCCCGGAUUCGGAAAAGGUAAGUGAGGAACGGGGAAAGCCAGAAAGUAGAUCAUUAACGUGGCGCAGUGCACUCUGGAUUCAAGGCUCGCAUGUUCCCCGACGAGGCUCGGAUUCCCCAUUCGUUGAGGGAUCAUUUCAGAGACACAUGAAUCAACUCCGAGACUGGUGGAUUGGCGAAAAGUCCGCCAAGCAAGAAUUACCCAUCCGGACUCCAUAUGGUGAGCAUCAUUUCGUUUUAUCACAGAACCACGGCCCAAUUCGCACACCCCCUCCAGACACGAUCCGCGAUGGAAUCCAAAUCGUCGCAGACCACCUCACACGAAACACCGGCAUCCACUCGAUCAACGUCUACUUUACCGGCCACUCGCUCGGCUGCGCCACGGCGUCACUCGCCUACUCGCGGGCCGUCGCAAAGCAAAACAGCGACUUCAAGUCCAACUAUGGGUUCGGGCCUGCCGAAGUCGAUGUGGAGGGUCUCGAACGGGCCGGAUGCGUCGCUGGGUUGUUGCCCGAGAUGGGGGACCGAGUGCCCUUGAAAGUUGAUCAGGAGAGUCCAUUGGCGUUUGCGCAUCUCGGAUUGGAGAUCAAGAUGAUCCCGACGGGACCAGAUGGACGUGGAAGAGCACGAGUCGAUGCGGUGGUCGCACCCAUCGGCCAACGCACGAACCGGUGUACAUUGUCCAACGCGGACAAUUUGGGCCAGAAGAGGAAGAACAUGGACGAUGUACAGAAAGGGGCAGCUGCAUACACCUCCUCUGACGCCAGGACGCAGGGGCAAAUGCAGCUGAGCAUGCCGCGAGAGCUGCCGGUGGUGAGUGUGAUGCCGGUACAGGCUCAUGCACUGGCGGCGAUAGACCCCGAGCUGGGAAAUAUUCCUGUGCAAUUUGUGCGACAACGAGUGUGUGCCAUGUCGAAAGAAAUACUGGAGAUGCUCACUGCAUCGGUGCCUAGGACGCCGCUCGCCAAACCCCUCCCACGCACAGUCGAGUGCACUGUCCUUGACCCGAACCCAGAGCCCAGUAUGCUCCCCACACACUAUCUCGUGGUCUAUAACCCGCGCAGUCCCGACCAGCCAGGCAAGCUGUUCCCCGCCCACUCGCUCGUCCUCGCAACACAAUGCGCUGCUCUUCCCUCGUUUGGCUCCACCACACGCGAGCUCAGACACGACAAUACGUUCACUGUUCCCCUGCUCGCCCCUGUACCUGUUCUUGCACGACCACAGCGCCAAUGCCCUGCUAGCCACACUCCUCCCGCUCCCCCACUCUGCAUUUGGGAGGAUAUCUCUCGAAGUCCAUGGCAUUACCGAGCGCCUUUCCCAAGCGCUGUCCCAUUGGCUCUCGCUCCCCGUGCUGCUCUCCACCCUCAAAACCGUACACGGCGUCUGGGCCAACGCCGCGGCUCUGCACGUCGACAACGACCGACUCUGGAAAUACUCGCCUUUGCCUGGCGCGUCCUUGUCGCCGCCGUCGAGCGAUCUGCCGGCCCUGAUGCGCAAUCCGUCCUCGAUUCCAUCUCCCAGGACGACCGGGACGCAGACGCGGUCGAACGUGAGCUCGGCGGUUCUCUUUACGAGGCGUAG